Molecule: messenger RNA, 2143 nt
Organism: Hemiscyllium ocellatum (epaulette shark)
Lineage: Eukaryota; Metazoa; Chordata; Chondrichthyes; Orectolobiformes; Hemiscylliidae
Gene: tsr2
Product: TSR2 ribosome maturation factor
Exons: 5
Coding region: 6-614 (202 amino acids)
Biological process (GO): maturation of SSU-rRNA from tricistronic rRNA transcript (SSU-rRNA, 5.8S rRNA, LSU-rRNA)
Cellular component (GO): nucleus
Source: RefSeq, a predicted model, not a curated record
CGCGCAUGCUCCGGCCCGGGUCUCGGGGUGUCAUGGCGGCGGUGCAGGGGUGGGAGGCGCGCACGCUGUUCACGGAGGGGGUCCGGAGCGCGCUCGGGGCCUGGCCGGCCCUGCAGGUUGCCGUUGAGAAUGGAUUCGGUGGUGCUGACAGCCAGCAGAAGGCAGCCUGGAUGGUCACUGCUGUGGCUGAGUAUUUCCAUGACAACGUAAAUCUAGAACCCGAGGAGGUGGAAGAUCUCCUGGCCGACCUGCUCUACAAUGAGUUUGAUACUGCUGUCGAAGACGGGAGUUUGUCUGAGGUAGCGCAGCAGCUCCACACCCUGUCCACCCUGUGCUGCAGGGGUCAGGAAGCGGAGGUCAGGGGUCACAUCCUGCAGCUGACCCAGAGGAAGGACCGUGUCAGGGUGAAUGCAGUCUGUGAUGGGAGCCCUGGCCAGGACGAGGAGGACGACGAAGAGGAGGAGGAGGAGGAGGAGGGCGAUGGCUGCGCUGAGGCCAUGGAGUGCGAGAGCCGGGAGACGGCGAGCGAUCCCACCCUCCCCGGCACACCGGCAGCAGCCCACCGGGAGGAGCAGGCUGACGGCUGGACAGUGGUACGCCGGAAAAGGAGGUAGCGGGAGGAGGCGGCCAGCCCCUUUUAUCCCCGAUUCCCAGCCAUUGCCGGCACGGAACCCCACCUCCCCAGCCGCUGGAUAACCAGGAAGAAGCCGGCAGUGCCUGGGAAUCCGAGAGGAGGAAGUCUCCGUCCCGUGCAGCCUCCUGCGGAGGUGAUCGUUCAGCUUCUCUCGACCCUGCUCCCUGUCCCGUCCCCAUUUCAACAGACACCCGCUCGCUCACUCUACCCACUGCAGGACCCCUGCGUGGCUGGGACCCCCGCACACUCAGAGCUCCGCCGUCCUGACCCACAGCGCGAUAGAGCGAGCUCCAUGCCCUGUCCCGUGCCUCCUAGGUCCUGACGUUUCAAGGGAUACUCACUCACUCACUCCCUCCCUGCGUGUCUGGGACCCCCGCACAGUCAGAGCUCCGCUGUCCUGACCCACAGCUGCUGCAGCGCGAUAGAGCGAGCCCCAUGCCUCCUAGGUCCUGACAUUUCGAGGGACACUCCCUCCCUCCCUGCGUGGCUGGGACCCCCGCACACUCAGAGCUCCGCUAUCCUGACCCACAGCACGAUAGAGCGAGCCCCUUACCCCACGCUCUGGAGGGGGUGAAGAUGGACUGAAUGCAGUUGGGCCCCACCCUGGUGCUACGCCGUGGGAGUGUGGGGGAACGGUGUAAAUCCGAAAGGCCCUGCUGUAGUCAUGGGGGCCUGGUUUCAUUCAGAGCCCCGGUGCGAGUUGGUGUCAUCGGGGAGGUAGUUCCCACUCAGCGCCCACCACCAGCCCUGGUGCCAGUGCGUCCCACUCACCCCCUGGAUUCAGCUCGAGAGAUCUGUGGCGGUUCGGUCCAUCGCCUGGGUAUCAGCAGCCCACAAAGACACACCAGCGUUGAUCUGUGACAGGAGAGUGGCCUCCGCUUUGGGAAGGGAGCACUGGUAUCAGCGGAGGAGGCUGUUCAGCCCAUCGGCAGGGUGCAGCUCAGGAGAGAGCCGUCUGGUCUGGGUGCACUCCCACCCUGUUCUCAUCGAGGAGCCUGGAUGGGGGGGGGUUCCAUUUGUCUCUGUCUCUCUGUCUCUGUCUCUUUGUCUCUCUCUCUGUCUCUCUCUCUGUCUCUCUCUCUGUCUCUCUCUCUCUCUCUCUCUCUCUCUCUCUGUCUCUCUGUCUCUGUCUCUGUCUCUGUCUCUGUCUCUGUCUCUCUCUCUCUCUCUCUCUCUACACUAACGGAAUCACCCACAAACAUUGACAGCAGGAAGAUAAUGGAGACUGUGUCAGGGCGGCCUGUGUCCGUCAGUCCUGGCUGACCCCAGGGUCAAACCCUCCCUCCAUGAUGUCCCGGGUCUCCAUGACGGGCAGCCUGGCCAGGUCAAGCCAACGUAACACCACCCGCCCCCCCCCUCUACCGUCUGUCUCUCUCGCUCUGUCUCUCUCUCUCUGUCUGCCCCUGUUUUCUCUGUCUGUCUCUCUCUUCCCCCUGUCUCCCCCUCCCUCUCUCCCCCCAUCUCCCUCUCUCUCGCCCCCCCCAUCUCCCUCUCUCUCGCCCCCCCGGC